Solanum tuberosum (potato) is the source of this 1839-nucleotide messenger RNA. RefSeq names its product probable L-gulonolactone oxidase 6. Gene Ontology annotation, molecular function: FAD binding; D-arabinono-1,4-lactone oxidase activity. Lineage: Eukaryota; Viridiplantae; Streptophyta; Magnoliopsida; Solanales; Solanaceae. The transcript is spliced from 4 exons. The record is from RefSeq and is a predicted model, not a curated record. Bases 51 to 1802 code for a protein of 583 amino acids. Gene Ontology annotation, cellular component: membrane.
UCAGCAACUCUAUAUCUAUACAAGUUGUACAUCUCUCUGAUUUACUAGUCAUGGUUGACACCAAAAUAAUAAAACUAAGUUUAAUUUUCUUUAUCAUCUACUCAGUUAAAUCUAGCCCACCUGAAGAUCCCAUAAAAUGUUCAUACAACACAAAUUUCAACUGCACCAUUACAAACUCCUACGGGGCAUUCCCAGAUCGCGCGAUUUGCAAGGCAUCUCAAGCUAUUUAUCCAUCGACAGAAGAAGAACUCAUUUCUAUAGUAGCAAAUGCAACAAGAGAAAAGAGAAAAAUGAAAGUCGCCACUCGAUUUUCUCAUAGCAUACCUAAAUUGGUAUGUCUAGACAAUGAUGAUCAAUACCGCGGGUUACUUAUAAGUACAAAAUACCUAAACAAGAUCUUGAGAAUCGAUCAAGAAGACAUGAGUAUAACUGUUGAAAGUGGGGUGACAUUGAAACAACUUAUUAGUGAGGCGGGUAAAGCAGGAUUGGUCCUGCCUUACGCACCUUAUUGGUGGGGUUUAACAAUUGGGGGCUUAAUUGGGACCGGAGCUCAUGGAAGUUCACUUUGGGGUAUGGGAAGUUCGGUACAUGAUUAUAUUAUGCGACUUCGAAUCGUUACACCAGCUGAUGCGUCGUAUAAUUAUGCUAAAGUUCAUAUAUUGGAAAAUGGUAGCUCUGAGCUGAAUGCAGUUAGAGUGUCACUAGGUGUUCUUGGAGUUGUUUCACAGGUGACACUAAAACUAGAACGUGUGUUCAAACGUUCAAUUACACUUUCAGAAAGGGAUGAUUCAAACUUAGGGGAAGAUGCAUCUACCUUUGGGAGACAACAUGAAUUUGCUGAUUUUACAUGGUCUCCGAGCCAACGCAAGGUUAUUUAUAGGAUCGAUGAUCGAGUUUCUGCCAGCACUCCUGGCAAUGCCCUUAAUGACUUUUUUGGAUUUCGCUCUACAUCUUCACUCGUUCUCGCCAUUUUAAGAACUACAGAGGAGUAUCAAGAAUCAAAAAAUGAUGCUGGUGGAAAAUGCUCAAGUGCCAAACUAACUACUUCCACAUUGAAGAUUGGUGCUUAUGGGUUGACAAAUAAUGGUUUUACCUUUACUGGCUACCCAGUGGUUGGAUUACACAAUCGAGUCCAAGCAUCAGGAACAUGCCUAGACAGUCUAGAAGAUGCAACAAUCACAACAUGCCCUUGGGACCAUAGAGUUAAAGGUCUAUUUUUUCACCAAACAACAUUUAGCAUUAGCUUAUCCAAAGUCAAAGGCUUUAUUGAAGAUGUUCAAAAACUUGUUGUUUUAGAGCCUAAAGCACUAUGCGUCCUUGACUUAUACAAUGGAAUCCUCAUGAGGUAUGUUACAACUUCAAAUGCUUACUUAGGUAAGCAAGAAGAUGGUUUGGAUUUUGACAUCACAUAUUAUAGAAGCAAAGACCCAAUGUCCCCUAGACUUUUUGAAGAUAUUAUUGAAGAGGUAGAACAACUAGCAUAUUUCAAAUAUGGGGCAUUGCCACAUUGGGGUAAAAAUAGGAAUGUAGCAUUUAUUGGUGCAAUCAACAAGUACAAAAAUGUUGAUAAAUUCUUGAAAGUGAAACAAAGUUAUGAUCAAUUAGGAUUAUUUUCAAGUGAGUGGACAAAUCAAGUUUUAGGGUUAAAAGAUGGGUUGACCAUAGUCAAAGAAGGGUGUGCACUAGAAGGACUAUGCAUUUGCUCUGAAGAUAUUCAUUGUGCCCCAAAGAAGGGUUACUUUUGUCGACCAGGCAGAAUUUACAAAGAUGCCAGGGUGUGUACUCGUUUAUUGUCACGAUAAAAUACUUAUUCUAAUAAGUUAUAUCAAUGGUGUAUGC